Molecule: messenger RNA, 963 nt
Organism: Vicia villosa (hairy vetch)
Lineage: Eukaryota; Viridiplantae; Streptophyta; Magnoliopsida; Fabales; Fabaceae
Exons: 1
Coding region: 1-963 (320 amino acids)
Source: RefSeq, a predicted model, not a curated record
AUGAAAAGAUACCUCCUAGAACAAGGACUUCUCCCCGGAAGCGACUUCAAGAAGGCUAUAAAAAUCGAGAAGGUGCACACUAUGAACGCUCUCCUCCGCAAGGUCCAAGCCUUCAUCGCUUUCGAGGAAGGCGAAGCAGCUGCGAUCAAAGCUUUGAGGGGCAAUGAUGUUGCCCGCAGCUCGAACCUCGAUGACUCGGGUUUGCGUCGAGGACAUGAAAAGAGGAAAGAUGAUAGAUCCCGCGAUUCCAAAGAACGCCGAGGACCAGCCGGUCGAUUCAACGACUAUACUCCCCUGAACGCCUCACGCGAGAAAAUCCUGGCCGAGUGCAAAAGCACCGAAUUCAAGAACUCUAGCAUCUGGCCCCCGAAGUCGAACCCCACCAGACCGGGGACCGACAAAUCUAAAUACUGCAAAUUCCACAAGAGUUAUGGGCAUCUAACUGACGAAUGCAUACAUCUCAAAGACGCCAUCAAGACUCUGAUUAAAGAGGGUCGCCUAUCAAAAUACACGAAGAAGGGAGAACCUCCCCGAAGAGAAGCCCCUCGGAACUCUGACGAGGGAAACUCGCCAGAUAGUAGACCACUACAAGUAGCGCUGUCUGUCACCCGACCAGAAGACUUCAUUCCUUCAGUCGGAGUGACAACCGCCUUCAGCACGUGGGAAGGGUUCCCGACCGCGAUGGUCAUAUCCAACGGCGUGGACCCCGGUUCCCUCACCGUCAGCUCGGUGAAGAGAAAGUUCGAUGAGUUGAUCAGCGCCAACUCGGAUCUCGGCCCUACCCUACAUAAAUUUAAAGGGAAAUCAGACCCGAUCACUUUCUAUUUGGAAGAACUGCCCGGCGGAGCUCCGAACGCCACGAUCCCCCUACUCGUCCGGGCAAGGAUGGCGAACUUUGACGUCCGACGAGUCCUAGUUGACGAGGGGAGCUCAGUUGACAUCAUGUACUCCCACCUUUUCUAG